GGCAACACUGGGCGUUUCCAAACACUGCUGGGCUUGAAGAGCAAGUUGGUAAAGUCAUCGUGGUUCAUCGACACCAGCCACUGAUCGUCAGCUUCCACAGCCAAGAACGACAAAGCAUCGACCCGGAGGAGCACUAAGGACAGUCAACAUGAGCAGAUGCCUGGUUACUAAGGUGGAGGUGCAAGGCUUCAUUGAGAGGUGUAUGAUGGCUGUAGGCACCAAGCCACACCAUGCUCGCAGCCUGGCUGAGGUGCUGGUGGAAGGAGACUACAGAGGCCACUACAGCCAUGGACUCAACAGGAUGGACAUGUAUGUAAAAGACAUCCAGACAGCAAUCUGUGCCAAGGACGGUGAGCCAGUGGUGGAGAAGGAGAGUCCAGCCACAGCACUCGUGGAUGGGAAGAACCUCCUGGGUCCUGUGGUGGGAAACUUCUGUAUGAAUCUGGCCAUAAAGAAGGCCAAAGAAGUCGGCAUUGGCUGGGUGGUGGCACACAAUUCCAAUCAUUAUGGUAUUGCUGGAUACUAUGCAAUGCAAGCGCUGAAGGAAAACAUGAUUGGCAUGUCAUUUACCAACACCUCCCCACUGGUGGUUCCUACUCGUGGUAAAGAGUGCACUUUGGGCACCAACCCCAUCAGUGUGGCAGCUCCUGCUAAAGAUGGAGACAGCUUCGUUCUGGACAUGGCCACAUCGGCAGUAGCACUUGGAAAGGUGGAGCUCCACGAGCGGCGUGGAGACCCCAUUCCUGAAGGCUGGGGCUGUGAUGCCCAGGGAAAGAUGACAACAGACCCAAAGAGAGUCCUGAGUGGAGGAGGACUGGUUCCCAUUGGUGGCAGUGAAGCCACAGGAGGAUACAAAGGCUACGGUUUGGGAAUGAUGGUGGAGGUGUUCUGUGGUAUCCUGGCCGGUGCCCAGUACAGCAAACAUGUCCGCACGUGGAAAGUAACAGACCGCGUUGCCAACCUGGGUCAGUGUUUUGUGGCGAUCAACCCAGAGAACUUUGCUCCCGGGUUCAGUGACAGGAUGUCAGACCUUCUGUCCAUUCAGAGAGGGCUGGAUCCUUCUGAUUCUGACGCUCCUGUUUUGGCUGCUGGAGACCCAGAGAGGAUGAACAUGAAGAAGUGUGAGGAGUUGGGCGGGAUUCCCUACCACAUCAAUGUCGUCAACUACAUGAAUGAAUGUGCUAAGAAAGUUGGUGCCAGCCCGCUGCUGCCAUGUGACAGGCUCAUUUCCAAUUAAUGGGUCCAGUCAAGAUUCUCAGCACUGGGAAUCUGGCACUUUUGGUGUUUACACUCAGAAUAUACUGGAUGAUGACAAUCAAACUUUAGUCAUUUUAAGCACACUUGUCGGUUAUUUUAAUUUUUUAAAACUUUUUGAUGAGACAAUUAUUAAAACUUUGUAAUUUGUAACAUAAAAAGGAAAAACAAGGUUUUUUUUUUUAUUUUAAGGGACUCUUAAAUUUGUUUUUUAUUUUUUGACUUGAGAUACUGUAUUUGCAGACAUGCAAAUCUUAAUUUAAACAAGUCUUCAAGAUGCUCCAUGUCUAACAGUGAAAUGUGCACAUUCUUUGUCAGGUGUAAGACAGAUUUGUGAGUGAUGCAUGGCUGGAUGGGAAUAAGUUAAGAAAGACUGAGUGGUAAUUUUGAAGGUUGAGCUAAAGUCAGUGUGGUUCAUUCGGUCAUUCCCUGUUAGUGAGCCAGUUUACUUUGCUCCACCUUUAAUGCAGUGCAGUUUUAUAACUGCAAUAAAGGCUACAGUAUUAUGCUAAAAUAAUUUUUAAAAGAUUACUUUUAAUACUGAAAAUUAUUUAAAAUUGACUGUGGGCAAUAUAUUUUGCAUAUAUUUUUUUUACUCUCAGGUCUUCAUAAAACAUCAUUCUUAUGUGCCUUAUUAAAUAAAACAGCAAGUCUGAGAAAGAGCCUUUGUGCUUGAAACGUCACAGCAACAAAUAGACUCAGACUUUGGUGUGCAGAUCUAUUUUCAACUACCUUACUGAAUAAAAUGUCCUAUACAU
Molecule: messenger RNA, 2012 nt
Organism: Toxotes jaculatrix (banded archerfish)
Lineage: Eukaryota; Metazoa; Chordata; Actinopteri; Toxotidae
Exons: 11
Coding region: 149-1237 (362 amino acids)
Molecular function (GO): oxidoreductase activity
Source: RefSeq, a predicted model, not a curated record